Molecule: messenger RNA, 2275 nt
Organism: Hydractinia symbiolongicarpus
Lineage: Eukaryota; Metazoa; Cnidaria; Hydrozoa; Anthoathecata; Hydractiniidae
Product: translation factor Guf1, mitochondrial-like
Exons: 24
Coding region: 139-2052 (637 amino acids)
Biological process (GO): positive regulation of translation
Cellular component (GO): mitochondrion
Molecular function (GO): GTP binding; GTPase activity; mitochondrial ribosome binding
Source: RefSeq, a predicted model, not a curated record
UUUUGGAUCGAAUUUUGCAUUUUCCACGAAAUAUGCCUUGCUGCGCCAUGCAAAUGUAAUGUGCUGGUUUCGAUUUCCCUUUGGGGAGCUUCAAAGGCGUGAAUAAAACUAGAUAAAGUAAAAUACAGAACGAAAAGAAUGCUCAACAGAUGUAAUGUUCUAAAUCGCCAUGUAAAGGUUUGGAGACUUGGAUUUCCUAUUUUCAAGAGAGCAUAUACUCAGGCUAAUGAUGUUAUUUAUCAAAUGAGCCAGUAUGAGGUAGAAAAGAUACGAAACUUCAGCAUAAUUGCACAUAUUGAUCAUGGAAAGAGUACACUUGCUGAUAGACUGUUGGAAUACACAGGAACAAUAGAAAAAACAAAUGCAAACAAACAAGUUUUAGAUAGACUACAGGUUGAAAGAGAACGAGGGAUUACUGUAAAAGCACAGACCUCUUCUAUGUUUUAUCAUCACAAAAAUGGAGAUACUUGUUUAUUCAAUCUGAUAGAUACACCAGGUCAUGUUGACUUUAGUUAUGAAGUAUCCCGCUCAUUAGCUGCGUGUGAAGGUGCACUCUUGCUGGUAGAUGCUGCUCAGGGUAUACAAGCACAGACAGUAGCUCACUAUUACAAUGCAAUUGAAAAUGGCUUAACAAUAAUACCAGUUAUUAAUAAGAUUGACUUAGCAAGUGCAGAUGUAGAAAAUGUCUCAAAACAAAUUGAAAAUGUGUUAGAUUUUCCAAAAGAGCAAAUAAUGAAGGUAUCUGCAAAAAUGGGAACUGGCAUUGAGCUUAUGUUGGAAAAUAUUUUUGACAGCAUGCCGUGUCCUAAAGGAAACUCCACAGAGAAUUUGUCAUUAUUCUUAUUUGAUUCGUGGUAUGAUGUUUAUCGUGGUGUUAUCUGUCUAAUGGCUGUGAAAAAUGGUGUAGUAAAAAAAGGUGACCGAUUACAAUCUGCUUAUUCAAAAGAAACAUAUGAUGUUUUGGAAGUAGGAAUUCUUCACCCGAAUGAAGUUGUAGUUGAUAAAUUAUAUGCUGGUCAAGUCGGGUUCAUUACGAUGGGAAUGCGAGAUGUAAAAUUGGCUUUAGUAGGAGACACUUUCCAUCAUGUGGAUAAACCUGUAACUCCUGCUUCCGGAUUUAAAACUCCCACUCCGAUGGUUUUUGCAGGUGUUUAUCCAUCGGAUCAAAGCAUGUACCGAAAUUUACAGCGAGCCAUUCAAAAACUUACUCUGAAUGAUGCAAGUGUGUCUGUCCAUCCAGAUAACAGUGUCGCACUCGGUCAAGGAUGGCGAAUUGGUUUUCUUGGUUUGUUGCACAUGGAUGUUUUCAAACAGAGACUGUCUCAGGAAUAUAAUACUGAAAUUAUCAUGACAACACCGAAUGUACCUUACCAAGCAAUGUUGAAAGGAAAAAAUAAAGAAAACAAAAUUGAGAUUCGAAGUCCAGAAGAUUUUCCAUCGCAUUCAAAAACCGAAUGUUAUUAUGAACCCAUGGUCACUGGUACGAUGAUAUUCCCAGAGAAAUACCUUGGCAAAAUCAUGAGCUUAUGCGAAAAUAAACGAGGAGAACAGUUAACAUUAUCUUACAUAGAUGAUUCAAGGAUAUUGCUGAAAUAUAAGUUACCGUUAAAUGAAAUUGUUGUCGACUUCUACGAUCAGUUGAAGUCAUUAUCAUCUGGAUACGCUAGUUUUGAUUAUGAAGAGUGUGGCUUUCAAGAAACAUUAAUCGAAAAGAUGGAUAUUUUAUUAAAUGGAAAAAGAUUGGAUUCUCUGAGUGUGAUUGUUCAUCGAACCAAAGUUAAAGAUUUGGGCAAGAGUUAUUGCUUUAAAUUGAAAAAUUCUAUCCCGAGGCAAUUAUUUGAAGUAGUUAUACAAGCAGCCGUGCGUGACAAAGUGAUUGCGAGAGAAACGAUUCGACCUAUCCGGAAAGACGUAACAGCCAAAUGUUAUGGUGGAGAUGUAACUCGAAAAAGAAAACUACUUGAACGUCAAAAGGAAGGCAAAAAAAGAAUGAAAAAGUUCGGUAGCGUUGAUGUUCCACACGAUGCGUUUUUAGCCUUACUUAAAAGAUGAAGACAGGUCAAGGUGAAGGUGAUUUAUUUUAUGCCGUGAGAGUUGACUCGUUGCUGGGAUUACCGUAUAAUUACCACUCCAUGAUUCUGAUGUGUUUAAAAUCGUGUAGCAAAGUUUAUAUCAACAAACAUGGCUAUUGUUGGUUGUUACGAGGAUUAAACAUUAUGCAUUAAUAUUUCUUUAAAAGAGAGGAAUGUUUUAAAAUAAUAUUUUCUUGCUUUCA